Messenger RNA from Talaromyces amestolkiae, 1551 nucleotides. RefSeq lists its product as uncharacterized. Gene Ontology annotation, molecular function: protein binding. NCBI's taxonomy places the organism in Eukaryota, Fungi, Ascomycota, Eurotiomycetes, Eurotiales, Trichocomaceae. Gene Ontology annotation, biological process: protein localization to ciliary inversin compartment. The coding region runs from base 1 to 1551 and encodes 516 amino acids. The transcript has a single exon. The record is from RefSeq and is a predicted model, not a curated record. Gene Ontology annotation, cellular component: ciliary inversin compartment.
AUGGCAGAUCUGAAAAAAUAUGAGCAGAUUUUUGAUGAGAACCCAAUAGAGGGUUCUUCACCCUUACGCCUAAUUAUUGAAAGCAACGAUGUGGCAGCUCUACAUUCCUUCAUAAAGAAAUAUCCAGAACAAGUCUUUCUGCCGACGGAGAUGAUCGUUGAUAGCCCUUUCGACAAUGCUACAGCAGAUGAGAGAUUAGAUGUUCUUCGCGUGCUUCUCGACCUAGCUGAUACUAAUGGGCUACAAAUUCGACCCGUCAGACCCGAUGAUUAUUCAUUGCUUGAUAUUGCCUGUGGAGGUGCCCAACUUAAUACAGUGAAGUUUUUGUUAGACAGAAGCCCCCCGUUGGGAGCAAGAUAUGCCUCUGAUCCUCACGGUGGCCAUGCUCUCCUAUCUGCGGCGUCCUCUUUCAGAUGCGACCUUUCCUAUAAACCAGACCUGGACCCUGAUGGUCAAAAGAUAUGGCUCCGAGACGAAAUUGCACGGAGUGAGGAAAUAGUAUACAUGCUCCUUGACAAGGGUGCCAGGGUACAAGACGCUGUUCGUUCAUACGGGCUUCCUCAUGUUGAACAAGAUGAGAAACCCAUGCAUUUUAUGGAAACUGCUCUCGGAMAAGCCGCUUCACGUGCCAGUUAUCAGUUGUUAUCACGUCUGAUUGCCGAAGGGGCGAAUGUUCACGCCCGACAGUAUAAUUGGAGUAACGAUCCUAUAAGCGAUGUCGAAGAAGUGACUGCAUUGCAUAUUGCUAGCGGAUAUUGCAAUGUACAGGGAAUCAAGGCGCUACUGGACAAUUGCGGCGAGCUUAAUCCUGCAGAUAUGGUGUCCAUGCGUGACGCUGGGGGACGUAUUCCGCUGCACUGGGCAACCAACAACAUCUGCCUUGACCAUUAUUAUCUCCCUGAUGAUGAGAUUGCCUCUCAGAUAUGUGAUACUCUCGAGUUGCUUAUACAAACUAAUCCAAAAACGAUCAACGCUCAAAGCAAAGAUGGUGCAACUCCUCUAUUCUCCAUUAUAGAAGGUCAUGCGGAUUGCGGCGGAACCAAACAUUUGGAGAGAAUUGUCCGACUUUUAUGCGAAAAAGGAGCGGAUGCUGGUAUACGAGAUAUCACUGGACAGAACGUCCUACAUAUUUUGGCUGCCAGAACUAUAGGGGCCCAACCUGUCAAUCCGUCUAUACUAGAUCUAUUAGUAGCACAUGGGGCCAAGGUUAAUGAUGCUGAUUUGGAAGGCAAUACUCCUCUACACCAUAUGGCUAGGAGUUUGCGACAAAUGAAUCUAAUGAGGCGUCUAAUUCACCACGGUGCGAGAGUUAAUGCUACCAAUACCAAGGGAGAAACACCUUUUCACAGAGCAAUGGCACCCCUUCCUCUUGCUCGGCAGAACAUGGACGGAACACUGGAUGCAUUUACACAUGAGAGGAGAGCGAAAGCGCAUGGCGAGGUACUUGAAAUCUUGCAAGAAGCAGGAUGCAGAAUGGAUCAGCCGAAUAUAGAGGACAAGACAUCAUAUCAGCUUCUUGGAGACCAGGACAUCAUGGCACAAGAGAGAUGA